AUGGCUUCCCCCUCAGACGCCGAACACGAUGGGCAACGGCCACCGCUCCCUCCUAGACCAUCCCAGAACAGCUCCAGGGAGCCUGGGACGCUGCAGUCGCAUGCGACAACGGCCGUUACACAACUCGAUAUUCAGACACUGUCCUUCCCGGACGGCUCAAGAGGCACCUUCAGCACGCCCGGAUCGCGCGGUGCUUCGACACCUAUUGGUAGCGGCUAUGCGUCGCCAAGUCGAAAAACGAGCAUCUCGGGCAGCGAUGUAGACGAUGGUGCGAGCAUUGCCAGCUUGGCUCCAACUAUGCGGCCAGCCAGAGAUAUUGCUAGUCUGUUUGCCUCAGAGACAGGCAGGCGGAGUCUGGCGUGGAAUUUGCUGCAGUCGCAGUCAUCCACAAUCCCACCGUUUGAUAGAACCAAAAUUAGCCCUGGCGAUAAGUUUUUCGAGUUUGAAAAGGAGUUCGAGGCGAUUCCCUCUGAAACAGACGGUGGUAUCAGCGAACAGGCGCGCCUGGCAGCGUGGAAGUCGAAAAUGAAACAUUAUAUGAUUCUAUCUUCCGCCGGAAAGCCCAUCUGGAGCCGGCACGGCGACCUGAUGCUCAUCAACGCAUCCAUAGGAGUGGUGCAAACUAUUAUAUCAUUUUAUGAAAGCUCCAAGAACCCACUACAAGCUUUCACAGCGGGCGAUACUAGAUUCGUCAUCGCUACGCAAGGGCCGCUGUACUUUGUCGCUGUUAGCCGUCUCGGAGAAAGCGACUCUCAGUUGCGAGCGCAGCUAGAGGCGCUGUAUAUGCAAAUUCUAUCGACACUUACGUUACCUACAUUAACCAAAAUCUUUGUUCAUCGCCCAUCAACUGACUUGCGCACGCCGCUGCAAGGCACUGAGACGCUGCUCUCGUCACUGGCUGACAACUUCACCAAGGGAUCGGCAACUGCCUUAUUGGGAUCGCUCGAGUGCUUAAGGCUGCGCAAAUCGCAACGACAUGCUAUUAAUAACAUAUUCCUGAAACUGCGCGCGGAGAAGCUGCUGUACGGGUUGAUUGUCGCCGGCGGACGCUUGGUUAGCGUGAUCCGGCCGCGCCGGCACUCCCUGCACCCUAGCGACCUGCAACUUAUUUUUAACAUGCUGUUUGAAUCGGACGGCAUCAAGGCCGGAGGCGGCGAGAACUGGGUACCGCUUUGCCUCCCAGCCUUUAACAACCAGGGCUACCUGUACAUGUACGUCAGCUUCUUUGACGACGGUGAGGCGGAGCAGCCUGCCGAGAGUCAUGGCGGCAUCGAAGAGCAAAUCGCCAUGAUUCUCAUCAGCGCAGACAAAGAAAGCUUCUUUGAACUGAAGAAGAUGAGAGACGACGUGGCGCAGCAGUUGGCCAAGACAGGUAGCCUAGGCGUGAUCAAGGCGGCCGUCAAGGCUGGGCGGCCAACGACGGGGCUCAUCACAGGCGGCCACCAGCUCGGCCACUUUCUCUACAAGUCCAAGGCGAAUGUGCAGUUUUGCAUGUCAUCGCUGGACCCGACGUUUUCAGGUGUCGUCGAGAGGCGCAGGUUGAUGACGCUGUACCAUGAGCUUCACGCGGCGGCACACGCCAAGCAUACACACCUCAAGAUUCUGCAUACAGUCAAUGAAGACGCGACCGCGCUAGCUUGGCUGACACCCAUUUUUGAACUCUACUGUGUCGGAGGACCCAACAUUUCACGGGCGACACUGGCACAAGGAGCAAAUAAGGUUGUACAGUGGGCCAAAAAGGAAGAACAAAGGCUCUUUAUUCUAGGCGGCGGCGUCUUUUGA
Messenger RNA from [Torrubiella] hemipterigena, 1782 nucleotides. The record is from the annotation of a GenBank genome assembly. NCBI's taxonomy places the organism in Eukaryota, Fungi, Ascomycota, Sordariomycetes, Hypocreales, Clavicipitaceae.